AUGGAAACCCAUGUUGAUGCGUCCAAUGUCUCGGAUGUUUGUAAGAAAGUAUGUAGGUCAUGGAGCUGGACUACUAACUCUGGUUGCUGUACUAGAGGGACGCGUAUUAUGAUAGGAUGGGAUGCUAAUUUGGUUGAUGUUAUGGUUUUGUCGCAAACGGAUCAGGUUAUUCAUACCCAGAUUGUGUUUAAGAUAGACCAUAAAACUUUAUUCUGUUCGUUUGUUUAUGCUGAUAACCAUUACAAGAAUCGUCGGAUUUUGUGGAGUAAUUUGUCUCUUCAUUAUUCCUUUAUGAAAGAUAAUCCGUGGGUUAUAAUGGGUGAUUUUAAUUCUGCUUUGUACUUGGAGGAUUCUUUGACCGGUUCGUCUAUGCGCAGUAGUGGAAUGAGGGAUUUUAAGGAUUGCGUGAAUAAUAUUGAAGUGUUUGAUAUUAAUAGCUUAGGGUUGCAUUAUACGUGGUCGAAUAAACAACGAAACCAUAGGGCUGUCUUUAAAAAGAUUGACCGUAUUCUUGGGAAUACUCCAUUCAUUGAUGCGUUUCCCUCGGCUGCUGCUUCUUUCCACCCUUACCAUGAAGUUAGUCAGGUAUGGGGCUCGGAUGUUCAGGGGGUCCGGAUGUUCCAGGUGGUUAUGAAACUUAAAGCGUUGAAAACUCCGUUACGGAAACUGCUUCAUAAACAAGGGAAUAUUCAUGAAAAAGUGAAGGUGGCUAGGCGGUGUUUGGAUGAAUGUCAACGGGCUAUUGAUGCUAAUCCAUUGAGUACAAGUCUUUCGAAUGAGCAUGCUCGGUUGCUUAAAGAGUACAUGUCGGCGGUCAAAGAUGAAGCUUUGUUCUUACAACAAAAAUCUAAGGUUGAUUGGCUGGCCUUGGGUGAUAUGAAUACCAAAUACUUUCACAAUGUUGUUAAAGCUAAGAAUCAUCGGAGCAGGAUUUUCUCUAUUAGGGAUGCUAAUGGUAAUCUUCUUGAAGGGGGUAUGGUGCCGCAAGCUUUCGUGGAUUAUUACUCAAAAUUCUUUGGAGGUGUCGGUAAUAUUAAUAUAGAUCCUUCUCCAGAUCUGUUUACUAAUGUUUUGCCUAAUGAGAAAGCUUUAAGCAUGGUUCGAGAAAUCACGGAUGAUGAGAUAAAGAAGGUAAUGUUUUCUAUAGCCGGAAAUAAAGCCCCUGGGCCGGACGGGUACACUUCAAUCUUCUUUAAAAGAGCUUGGCACAUUGUUGGGGGUGAUGUUUGUAGGGCGAUAAAGGAUUUCUUUCAUAAAGGUAAACUGCUUCAGCAACUUAACCAUACAAUCAUUUCGCUGAUUCCUAAAGUGAGUACCCCGUUGUUAAUUACUGAUUAUCGUCCGAUUUCGUGUUGUAACACGAUUUACAAAUGCAUUAGCAAGAUUAUAUCGAAUCGGAUUAAGGAGGGGUUGGCUGAUAUUGUGAGCAUUAAUCAGUCCGCGUUUGUGCCUGGGCGAAGGAUUUCUGACAACAUCUUACUGACCCAAGAGCUUAUGCAUAACUAUCACCGUAAUGUUGGCCCUCCUAGAUGUGCAUUCAAAGUGGAUAUCCAGAAGGCCUAUGAUACGGUUGAGUGGAGUUUUCUUGAAAAAACUUUGGUUGGUUUUGGUUUUCAUGAGAAGAUGGUUAGAUGGAUCAUGGUAUGCGUCACUUCCACAUCUUUCUCGUUGGCUAUUAAUGGAAACCUUCAUGGCUACUUUAAAGGUAGACGGGGAUUGCGUCAAGGUGAUCCGAUGUCUCCUUAUUUAUUUACCAUUGUAAUGGAGGUUCUUACGCUUAUUUUGCAAAGCCAGGUUAUGAGGUCCGAAGAUUUCCGAUAUCAUAGCAAAUGCGAGAAGCAAAAACUUAUUAAUUUAUGCUUCGCCGAUGAUUUGUUUCUUUUUUCUAGGGGUGAUCAGCGGUCGGUCAAAGUAAUUAUGGAAGCGAUUAAUUUAUUCAAGGAUAUGUCAGGCCUUGUGCCGAGUAUGGGUAAAAGCACGAUUUUCUUUGGUAAUGUGCCGGAUCAUGUGAAACAUAGUAUUCGUUCCAUAAUGUCGUUUGAUGAUGGGGUGUUACCGGUGCGGUACCUAGGUGUGCCGCUCAUUUCGUCUAGACUUCAAUACAAGGAUUGUAAAAAACUUGUUGAGAAUAUGGAGGUAAGGAUUACGGACUGGAGAAAUAAGUCCUUAUCGUUCGCAGGAAGACUUCAGUUGAUUCGAUCUGUUCUCUCAUCUUUGCACGUGUACUGGGCCUCGGUUUUUAUUCUCCCUAAGCGUAUCAUUAAGGAGCUGGAAGAUAGGAUGAAACGGUUCUUAUGGGCUCAAGGGGAUGAUAUUAAGGGGAAAGCUAAAGUAAAAUGGAAAUCUGUGUGUGUGCCAAAGCAUGAGGGUGGGUUGGGGAUCUGUAGAGUUGCCGAUAUGAACAACGCAUUAAUGACGGCUCAUAUAUGGAGUGUCUUUACGCAUCGGGAAUCUUUAUGGGUUAGAUGGAUCCAUUCGUAUCGUCUCCAAGGUAGAUCGUUUUGGGAUGUCCCGGUGAAAAGUAACAUAACAUGGAGUUGGAGAAAAAUGCUAAGUCUAAGAUCUCAUAUUCGAAACCAUGUAUGGACUAACGUUGGUAAUGGUAAGACUACGUUCGUCUGGUUUGAUAAAUGGGAUGAAGUGUGUCCUCUUUUUUCGAUACUUACUCCUAGAAUAAUUGCUAAUGCGGGGUUCAGUUUGGAAACAAAGCUUUGUGAUGUUCGUGGCCGAGAUGGAUGGCGUUGGCCAUUGAUGUGGUCUAAUCGGUUUCCAAUGUUGGGGUUUUUGAGUGAUAUUAAUCUGGAUGACGCGACGCAUGAUAAGUUGGUGUGGAAGAGUAGGCUGGGGAAUAUCAUUGAUUUUGGCACUGCUUCGGUUUGGGAUGACAUUCGUGUGACUCAACCGGAGAUCCAAUGGUCUAAUCUGAUCUGGUUCCCGCAAGCUAUUCCGAGACAUUCGUUUAUAAUGUGGCUUAUAAUACAUAAGAAGUUGAAAACUCAAGACGUUAUGUGCAAAUGGAAUACCUCGGGUAAUGCGAAUUUUAAUCUAAUGUGUUGCUCGUUGUGUAUUUCUGGCCCAGACUCACAUGAGCACCUGUUUUUUGAGUGUGGCUAUGCUUCUCGUGUUUGGGAUGGUGUCAAAGCUAAAGCAGACAUGGGAGCUAUUUCUAACAGAUGGAGUGAUAUCUUUGACCACUUGAUGGGGGUAGUGAAUUCGAAGAAGGCAACGCAUGUUAUUUCAAGACUUGUGGUUAGUGCGUCAGCUUAUUUUAUAUGGAAUGAACGAAACAGACGAUUAUUUACAAGGAAAAGAAGGGAUCACGAUCAGACGAUUAUUUACAAGGAAAAGAAGGGAUCACGAUCAGCUGGUCAAUGUCAUUUUAUCUACGGUUCGUUUGAAACUCCAAUCGAUGAAGUUCAAGCAAUCUAUCCAUUCGGAUAG
This is a messenger RNA of Helianthus annuus (common sunflower), 3441 nucleotides long. RefSeq lists its product as uncharacterized. The transcript has 2 exons. The record is from RefSeq and is a predicted model, not a curated record. Lineage: Eukaryota; Viridiplantae; Streptophyta; Magnoliopsida; Asterales; Asteraceae. Bases 1 to 3441 code for a protein of 1146 amino acids.